UUUUUAACUAUAUAAUUUGAAACUUUUACUACACUAUGAAGAUUAUCGACAAGAUUAAAAAGGCUGAAGAAGAAGGCCGUAUUUACUGGUCAUUCGAGUACUUUCCACCAAAGACUCCAUUGGGUGUCCAAAACUUGUAUGAUCGUAUUGAGCGCAUGAAACGCUUCGGUCCUGAAUUUAUUGAUGUAACUUGGGGUGCCGGUGGUACUUCUGCCGACCUUACCACCGAAAUUGUUUCAAACGCUCAAGCCGUAUACGGUAUCGAAACCAUGAUGCAUCUCACCUGUACCAACAUGCCUAAAGAGCAAGUUGAUUUUGCCCUCAAGUCUGCCAAAGAUUGCGGUUGCCAAAACAUUUUGGCUCUGCGUGGCGAUCCUCCUCAUGGACAAGAAAACUGGACUGCCGUUGAAGGUGGAUUCAACAAUGCCAUUGACUUGGUAAAGUACAUCAGACAGGAAUAUGGUGAUUACUUUGGUAUUGCCGUUGCUGGUCAUCCCGAAGGCCACAUUGACAAUCCCGACAAGGAAGAUGACUUGAGACACCUCAAGGCUAAGGUCGACGCUGGUGCCGACCUUAUUGUCACACAAUUGUUCUACGAUGUUGAUACCUUUUUGAACUUCGUUGAGCAAUCCCGUGCCAUUGGCAUCACUUGCCCUAUCCUUCCUGGUAUCUUCCCCAUCCAAAACUAUAACGGCUUGAAGCGCGUUAUUUCUUUCAACAACAACAAUGUACCACAAAAGAUUUGGGAUGAUCUGGAAUCGAUCAAGGAUGAUGACGCUGCUGUCAAGGAAUAUGGUAUCGAGUUAUCGAUGGAAUUUAUCAAUAAGUUCAUUGAAGCUGGAAUCAAGGGUGUCCAUUUCUAUACCUUCAACUUGGAGCGAUCAACCCGCAUCAUCUUGGAAAGAAUGGGCUUUGUACCACAGCAAGCCACUGUCAAGCCUCUACCUUGGGCUCCGUCUCUUCACCAAAAGCGCACCAAAGAAAAUGUCCGUCCUAUUUUCUGGAAGAACCGAACAAAGAGCUAUAUUAAGCGUACUGAAUCAUGGGACGAAUUUCCUAAUGGUCGAUGGGGAGAUUCACGAUCACCUGCCUUUGGUGAAUUGGAUGGAUAUGGUGUGUCAUUGAAGCACCCCAAAAACGAAUGCCUGGAUAUGUGGAACCACCCCACCUCCGUAGAGGACGUUUCAGCAUUGUUCGCCAAAUACUGUACCGGUGACCUUGCAGCUCUUCCAUGGUGUGCACAACAGUUGGACCCUGAAUCCGAGGUUAUCCGUCAACGUCUUGCCACUAUCAACACACAAGGUUUCUUGACCAUCAACUCGCAGCCUGCUGUUAAUGGUGCAAAGAGUUCAGACAAGAUUCACGGUUGGGGUCCUUCCAACGGCUACGUGUAUCAAAAGGCCUACCUUGAAUUCUUCGUUUCUCCCGAACAGCUCGACUCUCUCAUUGCCAAGAUUGGAGCUAAGAAAGACAUCACUUACUAUGCAGUCAACUCUCAAGGAGACUUGAAGACUAACAACAACAACCAUGGUCCCAAUGCUGUUACAUGGGGUGUCUUCCCCAGCAAGGAGAUUGUUCAACCUACCAUUGUUGAUGCUACUGCUUUCAUGGCUUGGAAAGAAGAAGCUUUCGAACUGUGGGCUCAGUGGGCUAACUUGUAUGAAGCGGAUUCUGCUUCUUCCCAGCUUUUGAAAUCCAUCAAGAGCCAAUGGUACUUGAUCAACAUUGUCGACAAUAACUUUGUCGUUAGUGAUGGUAUCUGGAAGCUUUUUGACGUCGAGGCUUCCGAUGAUCUUUCAUCCAAAGUUAGCGAAUUGAACGUUGCUGACCGUUAAAUCUUUAAAAGUGCUGGAACAGCCGGAUCGUGUAUUCAACAUACAAAUUGAAAACAAAAUUCUUACAUCCCUCUAACGGGAACACUCAUUGUACAGUAUUCAACAUACCCAAACCCUCACACCCUGUGUCUCUUUCUUUUUCAGUAUUCUUGUAUAUUCUUCAACAGACUCCUUACUUUCCUCCUUAUUUCCGCUAUCCUGUUUCCUUAUUACUGGUUUUUUAACCUGACUCGGCAAUUAUCAUUUUUGCCGAAAAACAUAGUCCAUCUAGCAUAGUUCUAUUCUGAUAGAGUAUAUACGUAACCUUUCAACAGAGAUGUAUAUGCUUCCAAUUAUCAUCGGUGUUACGUAGCUUUCCAUUUGAUCGAAACAAUGAACCUCCGCAUUCAUGACAAACCG
This is a messenger RNA of Umbelopsis ramanniana AG, 2234 nucleotides long. RefSeq lists its product as uncharacterized. Gene Ontology annotation, molecular function: FAD binding; methylenetetrahydrofolate reductase [NAD(P)H] activity. Gene Ontology annotation, cellular component: cytosol. The transcript is spliced from 5 exons. The coding region runs from base 36 to 1835 and encodes 599 amino acids. NCBI's taxonomy places the organism in Eukaryota, Fungi, Mucoromycota, Umbelopsidomycetes, Umbelopsidales, Umbelopsidaceae. The record is from RefSeq and is a predicted model, not a curated record. Gene Ontology annotation, biological process: tetrahydrofolate interconversion.